UCACUUAAUAGAACUGUCUUCAUCAACGGGCUCAUCAGGACCUUCCUUUCAUACCUUCUUUCAUUUAGAAAACAUUUUUUUUUCUAUUUGAACUAAAACUAGGAAUCUGAUCAUCCAACUGAAAUGGGGAAACUUCUUUUUUUCGUUGUUGCAGUUGUUGCAUCCUUGGCUUUUGGGGAGUCCCUGACCUGCAACACUUGCAGUUUUGAUAUUUUGGACGUCUGCCUUAGCAUGGGAACUGAGACAUGUGCAGCCAAUGUAACCAACUGUCAGAGUACAUCCGUUGAUUUUACUCUCUUCUCCAACUUCUUCAUCAAGUAUAGCUGUCUAGCUAGGAACGCACAGUGUGAUCGGUAUUUUGUUGGAUAUUUUCUGGGAUUUGAAUAUACAAUCAAAUCAGCCUGCUGUACUGAAGACCUUUGCAACACCUUUGAAAUCCUCAACAGUGCCCCAACAACCAAGAUGACCUUCACUACUGCAAUCGUUGGAGCCAUAUUGGCUUCUCUGUGGGGGGGACACAUUUAAUAAAAUUACAAACAAACUUUUCCUAUCUUUAAAUUAAUUUGUGCAAUAAAUAGUAUAGUUUAGAGAUGUGUCUAAAUUGCCAAAAGACCUUUUGAGGAUAAAGUUGAGGGAAUUAAUUAUCAAUCUAAAGUGAUUCUUUUCAUGCUGAUUUCUGAAAGAUGGAGGCUGAUCAAUGAGAUGUUCAAGAGAAACAUUGAGUUCAUGCAUAAUUCAUGGUGAUGAUUCCUUUUCUUGUUUUUAAAAAUACAAUUGUUUUUCUUUUAAUCUUUUUUCUUUCUUAUUGCACAAACAAAAAUGAAUAAAAUAGCUGUCAUGAA
Cyprinodon tularosa is the source of this 842-nucleotide messenger RNA. RefSeq names its product ly-6/neurotoxin-like protein 1. NCBI's taxonomy places the organism in Eukaryota, Metazoa, Chordata, Actinopteri, Cyprinodontiformes, Cyprinodontidae. The transcript is spliced from 3 exons. The record is from RefSeq and is a predicted model, not a curated record. Bases 124 to 525 code for a protein of 133 amino acids.